AUUGAGGUUAUGUGGCUUUGUUUAGCCGUAAUGAAUACUACAGCAUUUUACAAUUAAGAAUAUUAAGUGUAGUAAGAAUGUUCAUAUGUUUCUGCUUUUUUUAAUAUCCAAAUUAGAAUGAGACAAAGACAUUGAAAAUUUCGAAGUGAACUAACACGAAGGAAUAAACUAUUUUAAACCUAAGGUUUAGAGAGUAAAUUUAACAAUUUAACAUAAUUUAUAAUACAAAACAAAAAGGAAUUGAGACAAAUGGGAGGGACUCAGACUGGAGGCUUAAGCAAGCGUGAAAUAUGUCGUCUGCAGAAGCACGUGAAUAUGCCAAUUGAAGAGAUUCAAAAGUGGCACAAAGAUUUCAAGAAGAACUUAGUCAAUGGACGACAGUUAAACAGAGAAAAUUUUAGGGCGGUAUAUACUAGUAUGUUUGGAGGAGAUGCUUCAGAUUUUGCAGACAAUGUGUUUCGGACAUUUGACCGUGAUGGAAACGGAUAUGUAGACUUUGAAGAGUUUCUGCUCGCAAUAUAUAUAACAUCUUCUAACGAUGUAGAGCUGAAACUAAAGUGGGCCUUCAAUAUGUAUGACAUGGACGGAAAUGAUUCUAUCGAUAAACACGAGCUAUUUUCCAUUAUAAAUUGUGCGUAUCGCAUAAACGGACCGGAAAGGGACAUCUCUCCGAAAGAGCUUACUGAACUCUUGUUUAAUAUGAUGGACGUAGAUGGAAAUGGAGAAAUAUCAUGGGACGAGUUUCAUUCGGCGGCUUUGAAAGACAGACGAAUAUUACAUUUUCUGCAUAUGGAAUGAAUAAGGAUAAAUAGCUGAUAACAUUUAUUAAAAUGCCCAUUAAGUUUUGGAAACGUUUUAUGUUUACAGUAACUUUAUAGACUGCUUUGCAACAUGGCAGGUCAUCCGUUUGACUUUGUCCUGUAUUAUAUCAAAAUAACAAAUGAAAUAGUGUUUCCCAGAUAAUGUCGGUGAAUAAAAAGAGGAUAUUUUCAGGGUAAAAUCGUAAUAUCUUUCAACGACUAUACAUAAUGUGCAAAUUUAAUGUAAAUAAGGGAUUUAUGAGUGAUAUGAGGCACGCGUGGGUAUCCGACUAUGACAUGUAGAGAAGCGCCUACCCGCUGGUAUCUGAGUAGCAUAAUGAGUAGCCUUACUUAUUUGGCUUAUCGGGAUGACUUAUUUUAUGAUCUGUUAAUUUAUACUUGUCAUCCUUCCUAAGCCUUACCCGUAUCUGCAUUUUACUGUUAGGAAAACGAAGACGUUAAAAAAUCGAGAAAAAAAAAAUCAUAAAAUACUGGUCACACUUACUUGCUCCAAGAAAUUAAACAUUAAUAUUCAUGUAGAAACAUGUUGAGUAGCGUAAUGAGACACCCGUGGGUAUCCGACGGUGGUAACAGUUGUAAUAAAUACAGAUGUCAGACUGUUACUAGAAUAUUUUUUACUGACGCAACAAAGUUUUCUUUUUUUGACCAAAUGAUUUAACUGCGCUUAUAUAAACUUUUAUGACCUUUCCGAAUUUCUAUAUUUUAUUGAACAUUGGUUAUAUUGAACAAAAAUAGACCUCAUGUGAUUAGCGAUAAGCGCUUAUAUUGAUACACAGAGAAACAUCACGUACUCAUCAGUUUUGCCAGUAGCAGGUAAAUGACCCUAGUGGGAAAGGUCAAUAUUUAAGUCAGCAACAGGUUGAAUAAUUAGAUAUUAUAAUAGCCGAAAUUAGAAUUAUUUCGUUCAUUACACUACGUGCAGCGAUCAAAUUAAAUAUCGAGAUAUCUGUUUGACGACAUUUGAGUGUUUCAGGGGAUAUAUAAAUCUUAUUCCUGACCUUUGUAGUAGCUUUAGAUAUGAAUAUGCAUGUCUUUAUUUCAAAAUAUUGUAUAUAUGAUAAUAAUAAAAUGUGUGUGAUGUUCCGCGUUCAUAUACAGUUCCGCGUUAGUCUAAAGUAUAUUUAAUACUGUCACUCCGAAAUGACAAAAUAUAUUCUUAACAACUCUAUAUUUGGUUUUUGUUUUUAUCUCUGCCAAAUUUCGACAGAUUUAAAUGAAAAUUGGACAAGUUGUGUAAUAAUAUCAUUUAAAUGAAACAUAUCAACGGUAACUAUUGUACAUAAAUUCAUUGAGCCGUGGCAGUGCAAUAAGGUAACCGAACAAGCAAAGUUAAUCAUGUUUUUGUUGCAUAUUAAUUUACUUAUAAAAUGAUACAUACUUUUCUUUUGCUGAGUAAAUUUGAAGAAUACCGACAUCAAUAUAUUUUUUCACGCCACAUCAUCCGUAAAUGUAGUGACAUUAGUGACAACACAUACCUGGGAUGAAAUCACACGUCUAUAUUGAAAAUAUUGAUGGAUAUUAAAUUUCAAUCAAGCGGAGCUGAAAAAUCAGUUAUAUUUGAAUCAUUUUGUUAAUACAAUAUCAUACAACAUGAAGUGAUCUAUACAGCUGAUAUUGCGGACCCAUCUGAUGUAAUACAUAACAUGAGGUUGUUUCU
Molecule: messenger RNA, 2478 nt
Organism: Mercenaria mercenaria
Lineage: Eukaryota; Metazoa; Mollusca; Bivalvia; Venerida; Veneridae
Product: neuronal calcium sensor 2-like
Exons: 2
Coding region: 250-798 (182 amino acids)
Molecular function (GO): calcium ion binding
Source: RefSeq, a predicted model, not a curated record